Molecule: messenger RNA, 1927 nt
Organism: Vespula vulgaris
Lineage: Eukaryota; Metazoa; Arthropoda; Insecta; Hymenoptera; Vespidae
Gene: Fen1
Product: flap endonuclease 1
Exons: 8
Coding region: 431-1579 (382 amino acids)
Cellular component (GO): nucleus
Molecular function (GO): RNA-DNA hybrid ribonuclease activity; 5'-flap endonuclease activity; 5'-3' exonuclease activity
Source: RefSeq, a predicted model, not a curated record
GACCUGGGUCGGUAGUACUCGUGAUAUAUCAAAAACCAGUAUACUGCAAGUACUACUGAGCGAAUGGCUGCAUAUUUCUGAAUUUUUCUAAAAUGUUUUCAUUCAAAUUCCGAUUGAAUUUUGAAGUAUUUAUAUCGUAUAUUCCCGCUCGUUCUUGUAGUUCAUAUUUUGUCCAUUCGUGUCGCUGAAGUCAUAUGCGUCUUGAACGAAAGUGACAACCUUAAAACAUAAAAAUCGGUUAAAUUUAAUAUUUUUAAGUUGGCUUCCAUGUAUAGUCAGCCAUUCUAAUAAAUUAUGGCGGGAAAACUUACUAAUACUUAUUGUGAUACAUUCUGUAGACUUCCGUAAAUGAAGAUCUGUGAAUAGUUAAAAUAUUUGUGGAAAAUUUAUUUUUUUAUAUAAACAAAUCUUUAUCAGUGAUUAUUCGAAGAUGGGUAUUUUGGGUUUAUCAAAACUAAUUGCAGACGUAGCACCUAGUGCAAUCAAGGAACGGGAAUUAAAACAUUAUUUUGGUAGAAAAAUAGCUAUAGAUGCAUCUAUGUGUUUAUAUCAAUUUCUGAUCGCUGUUAGGAGUGAAGGAGCACAGCUUACAUCAAUUGAUGGUGAAACAACAAGUCAUUUAAUGGGAACGUUCUAUCGUACUAUACGUUUGGUAGAACAAGGUAUAAAACCUGUAUAUGUUUUUGAUGGAAAACCACCAGAUUUAAAAGGUGGAGAACUUGCAAAACGAGCUGAAAGAAGAGAUGAAGCACAGAAAUUGUUACAAGCUGCAGAAGAAGCAGGAAAUGCCGAGGAUGUUGACAAAUUUAAUAGAAGACUGGUUAAAGUUACAAAAACUCAUACAGAAGAAGCUAAGCAGUUACUUAAAUUAAUGGGUGUACCAUAUGUUGAUGCUCCAUGCGAAGCUGAAGCUCAGUGUGCAGCUUUGGUAAGAGCUGGAAAAGUUUAUGCAACUGCGACCGAAGAUAUGGAUGCCCUUACUUUUGGGUGUGAUGUUUUAUUACGUCGUUUAACUUUCAGUGAAGCUAGAAAAAUGCCUGUUCAAGAGUUUCAUUAUGAUAAAGUGUUAGAAGGUUUAGAGUUGAAUAAGGAUGAAUUUAUUGAUCUUUGCAUUAUGUUGGGUUGUGAUUAUACAAAUAGUAUUAAAGGAAUUGGCCCUAAAAGAGCAAUAGAACUGAUCAGAAAGCAUAAGUCUCUGGAAACAAUUAUAGAAAAAUUGGAUACAAAAAAAUAUACUGUACCAGAAGAUUGGAAUUAUCAGCAAGCAAGAUUAUUAUUUCAAAAUCCAGAUGUGACAAGUACUGAUGAUAUUGAGCUGAAAUGGUCAGAACCCGAUGAAGAAGGUUUAGUGAAGUUUUUAUGCGGUGACAAACAAUUUAGUGAAGAUCGUGUUAGAAGUGGCGCAAAAAAAUUAUUUAAAGCCCGUAACACAACAACUCAAGGUAGACUUGAUUCAUACUUUAAAGUAUUACCAGCUACAAGUCCAAAUCCACAAAAGCGUAAGGCAGACGAAAAGAAAGGAACAACUAAAAAAGGUAAAACUGCUGGUAAUAGCAAAUUCAAAGGAAAAGCAAAAUGAAAUUAAAUAAUUAAUGCAAUAAUAAUUACUAUGUCUCGAUAUAAACGUUUUCAAUUAUACUUUUAUUUUAUAUCUAAAAUCUACUAUACGCCUAAUAAUAAUUCAUUCCAUUAAAAACAAUACAUUUAUAUCAUUUAUUUAUUUAUUAAGUGUUUCAAAUUAAUUUAUAUAUAUCUACAAUUUCCAUGUCUUGUAAACUAUAUUUCAAUAAUGGUUUAAUAACCUAAUAUAAGAGAAUACUUGUAUCAACAAAUAUAAAUUUAUUCUUUUUUAAGUGUAUUACUCGUUAUUUUUUUUUUUUAAUCUUUGUAAAAGUUUAUUGUCUUCUUAUCCUUUUUACAAUUAUUA